AUGGUGUCCCCUCAAGUUACCAACCUCGCCAUCAUCGUGGUGAUGAUGCAGCUGGCCAAGAAGGUUCCCUUCGAGAACCCCGAUGUCCUCCUUCUUGUUCGUUGCAUGUACAUCUUGUCCAACGUGAUCAUCCUGGGUCUCUACUUGUAUACUCAGGCCAAGAUCAACAAAAAGAAUGACUUGACUACGCUUAAGUAUGUCGAGCCUGCUCCCAUGGGUAGCAACGAGGAGCCUCGCCCGGUGACUACCACCAACGCUGAGUACGACAAGGGACAGCUGCGCCAGCUGAUCCGUGGACAACUCAUGGGUGUCGGCAUGAUGGGUGUGAUGCACCUCUACUUCAAGUACACCAACCCCCUCUUGAUCCAGUCGAUCAUUCCUCUCAAGAGUGCCUUUGAAUCCAACCUGGUCAAGAUUCACAUCUUCGGCAAGCCUGCUACCGGUGACCUUCAGCGCCCUUUCAAGUCUGGCAACAGCUUCAUGAACCAGGGCCAGGUCAAGACCGACAAGGCUUCAGUCGAGAGCGCCGAGAAGAACUGGCGGGGUGGUGUCAAGGAGGAGUAG
Molecule: messenger RNA, 564 nt
Organism: Aspergillus aculeatus ATCC 16872
Lineage: Eukaryota; Fungi; Ascomycota; Eurotiomycetes; Eurotiales; Aspergillaceae
Product: PHO88 family protein
Exons: 3
Coding region: 1-564 (187 amino acids)
Biological process (GO): protein targeting to ER
Cellular component (GO): endoplasmic reticulum; mitochondrion
Source: RefSeq, a predicted model, not a curated record